CGCCUUCCCCACAUUGGCCAGCUACAGCCAGACAGCAACAGCAUACUCCUCAACUCACCACCAACUGGACGUGACAGAGACAUGGCGAAGGUGCCAGGAGGCCUAUGGAAGAACAUUGUUGCUGUCCAAAUCUAUGGCGCUAACACAGGAGUUGGUAAGACGGUAUUUUCGACGCUCCUGGGUGCCCAUUUAAGCAGGCACGCGAAGUUGAAAGUACAAUACAUAAAGCCCGUAUCCACUGGUCCAGCUGAUGAGGCCGAUGACAGUUAUGUGCACAAGUAUAGCGGCCAACAUGUUUCAACACUUUUCAAAUUCGAUAAAGCUGUAAGUCCGCAUAUUGCGGCAAGAGAAUCAGACCUAAUUCCUAGCGAUGAGCUCAUUAGUCAAACCGUGUUCAAGACCGUCCAACAAGCAGCAAACACAUUAGAGCGGGGGUAUAGAGGCUUCUCAAUCAUCGAGACGGCCGGCGGUGUUCUCAGUCCAGGACCUUCGGGUACACCGCAGGCGGAUAUUUUGCGACCGCUGCGACUUCCCUCGGUGCUCGUAGGCGACCAUCGGUUAGGCGGUAUCGGCUCAACCAUAUCAGCCGCAGAGUCUUUGAAGAUACGAGGAUAUGAUAUCGACGCUGUCAUAUGUUUCGACGACCAGAGUCAGUAUAAGAACGCACCGUACUUGCAGAAGUAUUUCAAGGAUAUGGGAAUAUCAACUGUAAUCUUACCCUGGAUUCCAACUCUUCAAGGUAUUGGACCGGGAACAAAGGAAGAGACGGAGAUCAUGCAAAAGUACUACACAUCACAAAGUGAUAGCAAGGCAAUGUAUACGGUUGUCGAAUGGCUGGAUCAACGCCACCAAAGGAGAAUCAUCGAUACGGGGACCAUGCCAUAUAGAACAGAAAAAGCAAUCUGGCAUCCGUUCACACAGCACAAACAUGUAAAGAGCGCAGAAGACAUCUUGACCAUCGAUUCUGCGUAUGGCGACUAUUUCCAGGUCAAACACAGGGGUAACGAUUCGGAGCCCCAUGUUGAGGAUCAGAUCCUAUAUCCUGCAUUUGACGGCUCAGCAUCAUGGUGGACACAAGGUCUUGGACACGGAAAUCCCCGGUUGGCGCUGGAAGCAGCAUAUGCAGCAGGGCGGUAUGGUCAUGUCAUGUUCGCCGGGGCUACACACCAACCAGCUGUUACUCUAGCGGAGAGUAUCCUUUGGGAUGGGAACAACGGAAACGGAAGCCGUUUGCGGAAAGUAUUCUACACUGAUAAUGGCAGUACAGCGACAGAGGUUGGUAUCAAAAUGGCGCUUCGUGCUGCUAGCAAGUGUUACAAUUGGGACAGCACAAAAGAGUCCAUAGGUAUUAUUGGUCUCAAGGGCAGUUACCACGGAGAUACGAUCGGUGCCAUGGACGCUUCCGAGCCUUGCGUCUUCAACGAGAAAGUUGACUGGUAUCGUGGGCGCGGCUUCUGGUUCGACUAUCCAACGUUCAAACUCAAAAAUGGUCGAUGGGUAGUUGAACCCCCCAAGGGCAUGGAGAAAGAGCUAGGUCCAGUCCAAUUUUUUGGGUGCCAGGAUGACAUAUUCGAUCUUGCUGCUAGAGGCACAGCAACCCGUUAUGAGGCCUACAUCGAAAGAACACUAGAUGAGCUGGUUAAAAAACAGGGCAGGAAAUUUGGCGCAUUGGUUUUAGAGCCCGUGGUUCUUGGAGCUGGGGGGAUGCUAUUCGUAGAUCCACUUUUUCAGCAAAGCCUGGUGCGCGUCGUCCGUCGUUACGAUUUUGCAAACGGCUCUAAGACCACAGACUCUCAAAGUGAAGACGCGCUCGCUUGGUCUGGCCUCCCCAUUAUGUUUGAUGAGGUGUUCACAGGGUUAUAUCGUCUAGGUCGUUUUUCGGCUGCUUCAUUCCUCGGCGUUCAUCCUGAUAUAAGCGUAAAUGCCAAGUUACUCACGGGAGGUCUACUUCCGCUCUCAAUCACGGCCGCGAGCGACUCCAUCUUCCAAGCUUUCUGGGGCGACGAGAAGUCGGAAGCUCUCCUUCAUGGACAUAGUUAUACUGCUCAUGCGGUAGGAUGCCAUGUUGCAAACAGGAGCUUGGAAACCAUGAAACGUUUGCACACUGGCAAGGAGUGGGAUGAUUUCAGGCUGCCAUGGUCGCCUAAACUUCAAGGGUUGAGCACAAAAACCAGGGAAAGAAGAAGAGACGAGUGUACCUGGAGUAUGUGGUCCAAAUCCUUUGUGGAAAGCGUUUCAGAACACGAGAGGGUCGAGCAUGUGAAUGCCCUGGGCUCUGUCCUGGCAGUAUCAUUAAUCGACGAAGGUGGUUCAGGUUACAAUUCUUCAGCAGCGGUUGGUCUUCGAGACGCUCUACUGCAUGAUGUAUCCGAAUCACAGGUACAGAUCCAUUCGCGCAUAUUAGGUAACAUUAUCUACCUCAUGGCGAGCAUGACUGCGACGCGUGCUCAACUCGAUCCGAUUGAGGCAGCGUUCAGAGAAAAGUUGGACGAUGUUAUCAGGGUGUAG
Molecule: messenger RNA, 2508 nt
Organism: Alternaria burnsii
Lineage: Eukaryota; Fungi; Ascomycota; Dothideomycetes; Pleosporales; Pleosporaceae
Product: plp-dependent transferase
Exons: 4
Biological process (GO): biotin biosynthetic process
Cellular component (GO): mitochondrion
Molecular function (GO): magnesium ion binding; dethiobiotin synthase activity; S-adenosyl-L-methionine:8-amino-7-oxononanoate transaminase activity
Source: RefSeq, a predicted model, not a curated record